AUGGCCGGUGUCCUUAUAGUGAGAUUAAUAAAGGAGCCUAUUGCAAAUGGUGUGUUGUAUUUGCUUUCAGGCGGUGGAUCAGGCAACCAGUCGUUAAAUAAUCUAGUAAGAGAGCCGAUGACCAAGUAUAAGAAUGCAAUGGCUGAUUUAAAUGAACAUUCUAAAACCAAUUAUCAUAUGAUCUCUAGUCAAAGGGCAAAAGACUUCUUAAAAAACUAUGAAAAUGGAGACCAAACAGCGUUGUUCUCCACACUACCAGUUACUUCUGCCACUCCAGAACGCACGUUUUCUACUCUUAAAAGAAUAAAAACUUACCUGAGAUCAACAAUAUCCCAAGAAAGGCUAAAUGGUUUGGCUUUAACAAACAUUAAUAAGGAAGUAAAUGUAACUAUGGAGGAAAUAGCACAAGAUUUCAUAAAAAUCUCCGCCAGGAGAAUGCAAUUACAAGACUGGUCAAAAUAAUAAACAUUACUUAAAUUGUACAUGCUUUAAUAUAAGUACUUCAAUUGUCUUAAUCUUAAUUAAAUAUAAAAUAUAAUAUACUAAAACGUA
Molecule: messenger RNA, 552 nt
Organism: Sipha flava (yellow sugarcane aphid)
Lineage: Eukaryota; Metazoa; Arthropoda; Insecta; Hemiptera; Aphididae
Exons: 4
Coding region: 1-462 (153 amino acids)
Molecular function (GO): protein dimerization activity
Source: RefSeq, a predicted model, not a curated record